AUGGAGUGGUUAACGAGCGCCGAGGGCCUGAAUGCCCGUGAGGAGCUGGAGGCGUCCGUUCGUGAGCACCACCCUAACUUGCGUGAUGAGGAGGUCGUCCUCAUUGUGGACGGUCGACUACUACGCAUGGUUCGGGAGCGCGCGGCAGAGCAAGCAUCUACGAGCAGCCAGCAAGGAGGAACUGGUGAAGGAGGAGCUGGGCACGAGGCUCCAACUGCCGUAGGCAUUGGAGGAGGAGCUGUUGCUCCGACCAUUGACACGGGAAUGAUCGGGACGAGCUACGGUCAAUUCAAGUUUGGAGUAGAGCAUAUCUCCGUGACGCCGCUGCUGGAGGGAAGGCACGACCUCACCGCGUGGGUCAGCGCCAUCCGACCUCAGCUCCAAUGCGCUGAUUUGUGGCAGUUUUGCAACGGGACAGCACCAAGCCCGGCCCCGAACAACCCCUUCCAACGAAGGGAGGCCCGCACCAUCCGAGCGGAGCUGCUGACCAUUGGACAGGAGGUCCACAUGGCCACGUUUGCCGCUCACGUGCUGAAGGGUCUGCCACCGGAGUACGGCUUUCUUCGCCGCAAGCUCGACAUUUCCAGCCCUGACAUGACGGUGGAACGUGUGUGCAGCGAGGUGUUGAUGGAGGAGCACACUCUCUCCAUUGAACACAGUUACAAGCAGAUCACCAGUGAUGCAUCUGCUUUCUCGGGCGCUGUCAACACGGUCGUGGCUACAACGGGGGUCAACGGGAAGGAAGGAAAAGGAGGGAAGGAGCAGACGGACAAGAAGAAGGAUGGCAAGCGGGAGAAGAAGCGAGGCCCCUUCAAGGGGCGCUGCUACAACUGCAAUGAGGAGGGGCACAUGGCUGCCAAGUGCCCCAACAAGAAGAAGGAUGCAACGUCCGCGACAGCCGCGAACGUUGCUGAAGGAGACGGGAAGGGCGUGGCGCUCACCGUCGCGUGUUCGGCUGCAAAGCUGCUGGUCGACGACAAGGACUUGUGGUUCCUUGACUCGGGAUGCUCCCAACACAUGUCCGGCCACAAGGAGUGGUUCACGGUGAUCCGCGAUCCAUCUGCAACGAAAUCCGUCAAAGGGUUUGAUGGUUCAAUGCAGGAAGUCGCCGAUGUUGGUGAGGUUUUGCUGGAGGGCACUAACGGCUUGCACGUGACUCUACAUGAUGUCCUCUUUGUGCCAGGAAUGAAGGCCAACUUGGUCUCCCCUGGGCAGCUCUUGGACAACGGAGCAAAGCUGCAAACCGAGGAAGGUGUCACUCGCAUCAUCGCAUCAGGAGGUCAAGUGGCUGCAACCGCUCGAUACCGCCAUCGCCUUCACUGCCUUGACCUGAAACCGGGGCCAGCAAGGAACGGCUGCAACGGCACGGCGGCUGCAGCGACAUGCAACGAUAUGGCAGCUGGAUCGGCGAGCAACGGCAUAGGGGCUGCAUCGACAUGCAACGGCACGACGGCUGCAACAGCAAGCAACAGCACGGCGAAGGAGAUUGCUGAUGUGGCGUCAAGCAAGCCAGAAGCUAAGGAUGGAGCGGCCAGCCUCAAGGCGUACGCGGUGGGCUCCAAGGCAACGCCCAACCUGUGGCACGCUCGCCUUGGACACGUCCACUUCGAUGCGCCCCACGACCCCGAGAAGAAUCUGCCGCCACCACGGACCGUCAUCGUGGUCCCGGUGCCGUCCGUGCAAGGGGGCAAGCAACCCCUUGAUCGCUCGGUGGGCCCUUUGGGCAGCAAGGCACCUACUGCACCACCUCCUCUCGGUCCUCCCUCCAUUGCUGAUUCGGCGCCCGUGGGACCAGAGGAUGGUUCCCUUGCAGACGGAGGCGACACGGCUGAUCUUGAGGAGGAAGGAGAGGUCGCAGUGGAUGAGCAGCCACCAGUGGCCCAUGCGUACGACAUGGCGUACCUUGCUGAGGACGACUGCGACACGGACAGCGAUGACGAAGUGGAGUACCCGGACGAGGAUGAGGAGGAGGAAGGCGCUUGGGGAGGUGUCAUCCUCGACCUGGCAGCUGCGUUGACCGGACCUGAAGGCAAGGAAUGGAUGCCGGGCAAUUUGCCGACCGAACCAUGA
This is a messenger RNA of Closterium sp. Yama58-4, 2070 nucleotides long. The record is from the annotation of a GenBank genome assembly. NCBI's taxonomy places the organism in Eukaryota, Viridiplantae, Streptophyta, Zygnematophyceae, Desmidiales, Closteriaceae.